UCGAAAUUAGUUAUUAUUUUUGGAACAUAUAUACCUAGAAGCCAGAAUAAUGACUUGUGUUAAUGUUGGAACUAUCAUCUGGGUAUUGUUAUGCAACACCUUGCUAGGGUCUUCACUUGGAGCUCCAACCUCUAAAUACAUUAAUGUUGUUAAUUUUGGGGCAAAAGCAGGUGGAAAAAUUGACUCCACUGAACCAUUUAUAAAGGCUUGGCAAUCAGCAUGUACUAGCCUUAGUCCUGCCAUUGUUUAUGUGCCAAAAGGGAGGUAUUUGCUGAGAGCUGCAAAUUUCCGAGGUCCAUGCAAGAGGAAUGUCACAUUCCUCAUUGAUGGAACUCUUGUGGCUCCUGAAGAUUACCGGGAAAUUGGAAACUCGGGAUCUUGGAUUUUGUUCAAUCAUGUGGAGAAUCUCACUAUUUCUGGUGGGAACUUGGAUGCUAAAGGUGCUGCCUUUUGGAAUUGUAGGAGGUCCGGGAAGACCUGCCCGGUUGGAGCAAGGACAAUGACAUUCAACUGGGUGAACAACCUGGUGGUUAGUGGCAUUAAAUCAAUCAACAGCCAGCUAAGUCAUCUUGUGAUCAACACCUGCAACAAUGUUCUUGUGAAAAAUGUGAGGCUUAUUGCACCAGACCAGAGCCCUAACACUGAUGGCAUUCAUGUUGAACGCUCAACAGGGGUUACCAUUAACGGUUGUACCAUGAAAACUGGCGAUGACUGCAUAUCCAUUGGUGAUGGCACCUACAAUCUAUUCAUGUCCAACAUAAAAUGUGGCCCCGGCCAUGGCGUAAGCAUUGGAAGUUUGGGAAAAGAAAUUGAUGAAAAAGGUGUUAGAAAUGUGACUCUAGUGAAUUCCAUUUUCUUUGGAUCGGACAAUGGGGUGAGGAUAAAGGCUUGGGCUAGACCAAGCAACGGGUUCGUUAGUAACGUUCUCUUCCAAAACAUCUCCAUGAACAACGUUGAAAAUCCCAUCAUCAUUGAUCAGAAUUACUGCCCCAAUAAUCAAGGUUGUCCUCACCAGACUUCAGGAAUCAAGAUUAGCCAAGUUACUUAUAAGAACAUAACUGGAAGUUCAGCAACAGCAGAGGCAGUAACAUUUGAUUGCAGCCCAAGUAAUCCAUGCCAAGGGAUCACAUUGGAGGAUAUAAACCUAACCUACAGCAAAAAAACUGUAACAUCAUCGUGUCACAACGUUGGGGGUACAAGUAGUGGAACAUUGGUACCAGAAAGUUGUUUGUAAAUGAAUAGAGUAAAUACAUUUAUUAAUAUCUUAACAUAAGACACAUUUAAUUAAUAUAAUUUUCAUGUAUUAAAGAGGACUAUUACUCUAUUAGGAAAUUAUUCAAAAGGAAAUGUUUCAGCUCAAUCUUGAAAUACAGUUUACGGUUCCCAUGGGCCAUGAAUUCAGUCUAUCCCAGUAACCAUGUAACAUAAAACAGUAACAUUUUAGAAAGACAGUUGUUAUUCUGUUUUUUGCUGCAGAACGUAAUUAUAAAAAGUAAUGAGGCAGAAUGGCAUAAUAACCCCAUAAUAAUAUUCAGCUAGGCUAUCUUAGGUUCAUAGGAUAACCAUCUAGAACACCAAUGGAGAUCUUCCAGAUAAUUAAUGUAUAAGCAUACAAGCAAGCCCUAGAAU
Lotus japonicus is the source of this 1629-nucleotide messenger RNA. RefSeq names its product polygalacturonase-like. Gene Ontology annotation, molecular function: polygalacturonase activity. The transcript has 4 exons. Gene Ontology annotation, biological process: carbohydrate metabolic process. Bases 50 to 1234 code for a protein of 394 amino acids. The record is from RefSeq and is a predicted model, not a curated record. NCBI's taxonomy places the organism in Eukaryota, Viridiplantae, Streptophyta, Magnoliopsida, Fabales, Fabaceae.